Molecule: messenger RNA, 189 nt
Organism: Dibothriocephalus latus
Lineage: Eukaryota; Metazoa; Platyhelminthes; Cestoda; Diphyllobothriidea; Diphyllobothriidae
Source: the annotation of a GenBank genome assembly
AUGAUCAGCAACACGACAGCCAUCGCCGAAGCCUGGGCUCGACUAGAUCAUAAGUUUGAUUUGAUGUAUGCCAAACGAUGUUUCGUCCACUGGUACGUCGGCGAGGGAAUGGAGGAGGGUGAAUUUUCUGAAGCACGAGAGGAUUUAGCUGCCCUUGAGAAGGAUUAUGAGGAAGUUGGUGCCGAUACC